Molecule: messenger RNA, 950 nt
Organism: Arabidopsis thaliana (thale cress)
Lineage: Eukaryota; Viridiplantae; Streptophyta; Magnoliopsida; Brassicales; Brassicaceae
Product: Heavy metal transport/detoxification superfamily protein
Exons: 2
Coding region: 421-738 (105 amino acids)
Molecular function (GO): metal ion binding
Source: RefSeq, marked reviewed
UUCCAUCCACAAUAAUGUCCCAAGUAAGUCCAUAAGAUGGUGGCUGAAUACCAACUAAGCAAAUUCCCAAAACCUCUUAUUCAAUUAUACAAAAACAUGCAUCUAAGCACGUAGAUGGUGUAAUCUCUUGAUUAUUUAAUUAACAAUACUGACCAAACACAACCUCAACUGCUUCAACAUUAUUCCAAUCUGUCAUCUCUGUUUGUCUUCACAUGUUUUUAAUAACUUCUUCUCUUCCUUCUUCAUUCCUUUAAUCCAUUUUUCUCGAUCUUGGCUAAUCCAUCAUGACUGUCAAGGUAAACAUCCUAGUACUAGUUCCUUUUCAAAUCCGACACCGAAUGUUUGAGUUUUUGUUGUGGUUGUGAGCAGAAAGUUGAGAUCAAGGUGGAUAUAAACUGUGGAAAAUGCAACAGCGCAAUCAUGGAAGCAGUCACAGAGAUAGAAGGUGUGAAUCAUAUUUCAUUAGAUGAAGGAAAUAGUAUACUUACCGUGGUGGGGACAAUGGAUCCGGUCUGCGUAGCAACAAGGCUGAAAAAGAUUAAACAGAAACCUGUGAUCAUUAGCGUUGGACCACCACCAAAACCUCCUGAGCCACCAAAGCCUCCAGAGCCUGAAAAACCAAAGCCUCCACCAGCACCUGAACCACCAAAGCAUGUAUGCAAGCCACCUUACUGCAACAGUUGUGAUGUUGUGUCUGUUACUACCUAUGAAAGUGGAAGCGGCUGCACCAUUCUUUGAGUCAUAUAUCGCGUACCAUAGCCUUCAUGUUAAGUCCUGUAUUUAGCCAAUACUAAUUCAUCAUGUUCUCAUGCUUUUUUGUUUAUUUCUUUUUCUCAAAUAUGAAUCUCUGUUGUUUGUCCCUCCCCUGUUUAUAAUUAGUCGCUUCUUUGACACAAGAAGUCUCAUGAGUUCAUGCUAAAGAAAAUAAAAGUUCAAAUUAAAACACCAAA